AUGGCGAAGUUCGUGGCGUUUCUCGCCCUUUCUGCGUUUCUUUUCGGCACUGCGCUCUCAGAACAUGAAAAAGAGCCAACAUUUACUAUUCUUCCUUUCCCUCCUAUUAGCAAGACUGUGUCUCAGUCGACCACGCAUCCAGCCCCUCGCGGAAACAAGUUUCCUGACCCAGGGCUCCCUGACGCUGGGACAGCUACCCAUGGCUUAGAGACUGUUCAAGAACGGUCUACGGCGGCAUUCUUUACGGGCGUGGGUAUCUGUUAUUCUCCAUUUACCGCAGAUCGGAAAUGCAAGUCACAGCAAGCUAUUAACUCAGACGUUGCUCGACUCCGGAAAUACUCGACGAUCCGCCUAUAUGGCGUCGAGUGUAAUCAGGUUUCAAUGGUCAUGGCGGCUUCUAAGCAAUACGGUAUAAAAAUCUUCGCCGGCAUCUUUAGCCUGCAGCGCCUUGAUACGGAGUUACAAACCCUAAUCCGCGCCGCCAAAGGUUCCUGGUCAAGCAUCGCGGCUGUGAGCAUUGGAAACGAAUUGGUCAACAAACGCGCCAACUCACCAGGCCAAGUUGUCAAUGCCAUCAAUAAAGCGCGUGGCAUUCUUCGAGCAGCAGGCUACCACGGACCGGUGGUAACCGUGGACACUUCCAACACACUGAUCAAGCACCCUCAACUGUGUCGUGCGUCAGACUUUUGUGGUGCAAAUGCGCAUGCCUUUUACUCUAGCAAAACCAGAGCCCACGAGGCCGGUGCUUUUGCGCUCAAGCAAGCCGCGCUGGUUUCUUCCACUGCAGGUGGUAAGACCACCAUCAUCACCGAAUCUGGAUGGCCGUCUGCUGGUGGGACCAAUGGUGUGGCAGUGCCGUCGGACCAGAACCAGGCGAUCGCGGUAAAGAGCCUCAGGGAUGGUUUUAAAGGCAAGAAUGGACAGUUGUUUCUUUUCUCUGCAUUCAAUGAUAAAUGGAAGGAUGACUUCCAGGGUUCUUUUGGAACGGAGAAGUAUUGGGGCAUCGAAGACUAA
Molecule: messenger RNA, 1014 nt
Organism: Uncinocarpus reesii 1704
Lineage: Eukaryota; Fungi; Ascomycota; Eurotiomycetes; Onygenales; Onygenaceae
Exons: 2
Coding region: 1-1014 (337 amino acids)
Biological process (GO): carbohydrate metabolic process; cell wall organization
Cellular component (GO): cell surface; extracellular region; fungal-type cell wall
Molecular function (GO): glucan endo-1,3-beta-D-glucosidase activity; 1,3-beta-glucanosyltransferase activity
Source: RefSeq, a predicted model, not a curated record